Molecule: messenger RNA, 1642 nt
Organism: Lytechinus variegatus (green sea urchin)
Lineage: Eukaryota; Metazoa; Echinodermata; Echinoidea; Temnopleuroida; Toxopneustidae
Exons: 7
Coding region: 94-1569 (491 amino acids)
Source: RefSeq, a predicted model, not a curated record
AGUAGACAUUUCAAACUCGCAAACAUAUUUUUCAGACGUGCUAAAGACGAAGUAUACACAGGCCCGUGAAAAUUCAACACUUCAACCAUAGAAAUGACGCUAAAAGUCUUUCAACGGAUUCCUGUCUUUGUGUGUCUAUGUUAUCUUAUUCAAUUAAGCAGUGCUCAGAUACUUAUUCUAGACAAUGAAAAUAUCCUGUUUGCCCCCAUACCGCGGCCCGCCAAAGAGAACGGCUUAUUCGAUGCCGAAUACACCCGCCUAAACAUUGGACCAACUGGUGUCGGUGACUUUGUAACAAGUAUAGACUAUGAUCCAAUUGAUCAAAAGGUCUACUAUGUGGAUCAGCGUCUGAAAGUCAUCGCACGUAUCAACGCUAAUGGUAGCCUCCCUGUGGAACAGGUCGCAAAACUAUCUGUUACACCAUAUUUCCUAACUGUUGAUUCGUUGAGGAGGCGCCUCUACUACACAGUCUCUUCGGAAAACAAAAUCUACUACAGAGAAUUGAACAACAUCUCAGUAGCUCAAAUAUUGCAGGGAGUUUACUUCCCAUCAGAUGCCACGGCAAUAAGAAUCGAAGUUGACGGUCCAGCCAGCGCUCUUGUCUAUUCAGCAAUCGGGUACAAUUUUCUAGUAGCAUAUCGGGCAGGUAGCCAGCCUCCGCAACGUAGAGGUUUGCUAUCCGAGGGUACAAGUACGUUUACGGUCGAACAGUGCGUAACUAGUGACGGUAAUCCCCCAGCCCGUGUGUAUUACAUCACCGACGCAAAAGAAUUGGGUUACGCGAAUACAUUCCAAAUUUGGCAUCGGAGCUUGAAAAUAUUUUCAGGCACAGAUUUGGUUCAACCAACCAUGGCUAAAUAUGGAAGUAAGCUCUAUUUCAUAGAUCUGGUUAACAAUACCACUAGACGGCUCUACGAAUACGACACAAAGAACUCCUCUGUCGAGAUAUAUGGUGCCAUCAACAUAACGCUAAAUACCGGUGCCACUAACUUGAUCACUCCAAGAUUUAUUCGCAUUGUCAACGUUAAUUAUACAGAACCCGUUUCCAUUGAGGGUUGUCCAAUGAGCAUCUCUGUACAAAUCAACAGUAGUUCCAUCAACUCCACACAACAGGUCUCCUGGACCGAGCCUACGUUGAAUGCUUGGUCCAACUGUGCUACUCUGGAAUUCCUCGGACCAGGAACGAAUGGGGGCAAUUUCAGCAAGGGGGUCUACAACAUAUCAUACGAAGCCAGUGAUUUGAAUGGAAACACAGAUACUUGUACCUUCAUGGUAACAGUCGAGGAAAUGCCUAACGACGAACCUACUACGGAAACUUCGCCAAGCAGUACUCCAUCUGAACCUUCUGAUGCUUCUACUACGGACGCUUCGCCCGGCAGUACUCCGUCUGCAUCUUCUGGUGUUUUUAACCCAGAUUCUUCAACCACCAGUCCACAAUCUCGGUCUUCUGGAGGUGGGAAUGCACCGUGUUCCAACGAGAACCCCCCUUCUGGAGGUGGCGUGAAAGCUUCGUGUACUUUCAUUCACUGGAUCUGUUCCAUUGCUCUUCUCGUAACCUUCUUCAAAUAGGCUUUACAUUGGUCAAUUUGUUUUGAUUGGUCACUUUUAUCGCGUACAUUCGUAAUUCCGAAGCUUAGUUAUU